AUGGCCGCACGCGAGCUCAUACCGCUCGAAGACGUCGCAAAGAUGCCUGCACCAGGUCUUAGCUCACCCUCUAGCGUAAGUUUUAGUCCAGAUGGACGUAUUGUGGCCUUCUUACACGCUCCCGAGUCUCAAAGUGGCCUUUCACGCCAAUUAUACGCACUGGAUAUGGCCUCUCGCCGUGUGUCACUCCUUGCAGCGCCACCGAAUCAAGGCAACACAGAAUGCAAUUUCAGUCUUGAGGAAAAGCUGAGACGUGAACGACAGCGUCAAAUGGGGAUUGGAAUCACGUCCUACGCGUGGAAUCCGUCACCUCAUUCGCAGCGUCUUCUGUACCCUCUACAAGGUGAUAUCUAUAUUCAAGAGUAUCCGGGGGCAGAGCUUAAGUUGCUCUUUGAUAAGACGUCUACGGGUGCCGUAGGGGGUGCUAUUGAUCCGCAAUUUUCUCCGGAUGGACGAUGGGUGGCUUUUGUACAGGACAAGGAGAUUUAUGUUAUUACCAGUCAUGCAACGGGACAGCAGCAGGCAAUACAGGUGACAACAGGAGCAAGAGGAAUUGACGGAAGAUCCAAUGGCUUAGCCUGUUUUCUGACACAAGAGGAACUCAAUCGGUUCCGAGGUUUUUGGUGGGCUCCCGACAGCUCGAGACUAGCUUUUGAAGAGAUUGACGAGAGUCACAUACCGAAAUUUCGGAUCAUGCACUCGGGCAGUGCUGAGCCAACAGGAGAUGCGGCACAGGAAGAUCAUCGCUACCCUUUUGCAGGUGCCGCCAAUCCAAAGCGAAGGUUGGGAGUCAUUACAUUGCCACAUGCCAAUCAGGCAAUAACGCAGCUUCAAGAAAAACAGCAGCAAUAUGAAAUACCCACACCAAUGUGGAUGGACUUUGCAUCAGUGAAUCCAGACAAGGACUUUUACAUUGCGAGAGUGAAUUGGCUGCCAGAUCUGUCUUUAGGUGUGCAAAGGCUGAAUCGACUUCAGACAGAGCUCUUGUUCAUUCGAUUUGAUGUACAGACAGGACAUGCUACAACACUAAUUCAGGAAACUAACCCAAUAUGGAUAAAUGCGAGCUACCUGUUCCGCAACUUGGAAGUGGAGAGCAAUAGUACGUUUCGUUUUUUGUGGGCGUCUGAGCGAACUGGCUUCAUGCAUUUGUACCUGUACGAGUACACGGCUGGAGCACCGAGAGCACAGCUUCUUAAUACUGUGACGAGCGGCAAAUGGAGUGUGGAAUCUGUGGAAGGUGUUGACUUGGCACAAGGGCGUGUGUUCUUCUGUGGUACGGUAGACUCUCCGCUGGAGCGUCAUUUGUAUGUGGCGUCGCUUUCUCCGGCUGAUGACCCACCGCUUCCCCCAUCAAACUGA
Messenger RNA from Peronospora belbahrii, 1359 nucleotides. NCBI's taxonomy places the organism in Eukaryota, Oomycota, Peronosporomycetes, Peronosporales, Peronosporaceae. The record is from the annotation of a GenBank genome assembly.